UGUUGCCGAGUGCACUCGGGGUUGCGCGCGCUUGGUCUCGCGUACCUGCCCGACGUCCCCUCGACUACGCGCCGCUGUCGUCGUAAUCGUCGUGCAAAUGUGCGCGCGGCGUGCGGACUCUCGCUGAGGCUGGGUUCGCUAGGGGAGCCGAGGUCACGUGCGAUCGGCACGUGUGCGACCCGCCGCCUGCUCGCGAGCAAACGCCAAGCGGAGAUCGUCGCGAUCGGACAUGGGCACCGGGCUGCUGUUCGUGCUCGCGGGCGUCCUCGCCGUCAGCAGCUCCGACGCCGGCGACCUCGACCUGGGCACGAUCGUCUUCGCGAACGUCUUGUACCGACACGGGGACAGGACUCCUGUUCUACCUUACAAGAACGAUCCUUACAGGGACGAAUCGUGCUGGCCGGUUCCAUAUGGACAAUUAACGAACAUUGGCAAGCAUCAACACCUGCUUCUUGGACGCUGGCUGAGGAAACGUUAUUCCCACCUCUUGAGCAACAUUUACUCGCCGUAUGAUAUCUACGUUGAGAGUACAGACGUGGAUCGCACCCUGAUGUCGGCCGAGGCGAAUCUCGCGGGCCUUUAUCCGCCGACGGGGAACCAGGUUUGGGACAUGAACCACUGGAUGCCAAUCCCUGUGCACACCGUCCCGGGAAAGUACGACUACGUGUUGCACGCGACCAAACUCUGCCCGCGAUACAACUACGAGCUGGAAAAGCUGUUAUCAUCGCCGGAAAUGGAACGCAUAAAUAAAGCGAACGCGAAUCUCUAUGCCUACUUGAGCAAGAAUACCGGGAAUAAUGUAGAUUCGUUUAAAAUAGUUGAACACCUGUACGAUGUUUUAUUCAUCGAGCAAUUGUACAACAAAACUCUACCGCAGUGGACAAAGUCGGUGUUUCCAGAGAAAAUGAAGCCUCUUGCUAUACUUAGUUUUAUGAUAGAGACAUACAACACGAUACUUCAAAGGUUAAAAUCAGGUCCACUGCUUGGAGAAAUGAUAGAUCACAUGGUCAAGAAAGCGCAACGUACUUUACAACCUGACAGAAAGCUAUGGAUGUACAGUGCUCACGAUGAGACCAUAGCGAAUAUGCUUAUGACUCUGGGCUUAUUCGAGCCUCAUUGUCCACCUUACACGUCUAUGAUUCUCAUGGAAUUAAGGGCGAAUUCGAAAAAUGAGUUUUUUGUAACAGUUUCUUACAAAAAUACCACUGAAGAACCGAUACUUAUGACAUUACCGGGUUGCGCUACGUUAUGCCCUUUAAAUGAAUUUAUUAAUUUAACGAAACACGUUGUACCUGAAGAUUGGGAGAAGGAAUGUACAAUUCCUGCUCUCUCAGCUCAGAAUGACAUAAGUUCUAGCGAUGUCAUCGCAAUCCUGACAUCGUCCACAUUGAUGCUAGUUUUAUUGGUUCUAGUAAUAAUCUGUUUUAUGUAUUGGCGACAUACAAGAGAACAUAGACAGUAUUACUUUCGUUUAGCGUACAAUGGCUACAACGAUGCCAUAUAACGGGUUUCUUUUUUUUUACCAAAAUAAUUAACGUGGCAAAAAGUAUUAAAAAAUAUAGGGUAAUCGUUAAGUUAUCGCUGCCUGCCAUAAAAUGAAGCAAGGCAUUUUUUCACAAUCUUAAAAUUUGACACAAAGAUGUUCGAUAUAUAGUAUAUAUAUAUAUAUCUGACUGCUGAAAUUAUUAAAUAACUUUUAUUGGUAUAUUUUAUUUUAAAAGUAUUUUUUAUAAAAAAGCUCUUUUAAUGAAUAACACGAUUUAAUUAUGUGAUAUUUAAUUAUGUAGUUUAUUAUAUCACAUCAUGACAACGUUAGCUCAUUUUUAUUAAACAAUGUAUUUUCAUCUGCAUUGAAUUCGCGACAUUCCUUUGGAAAUUUUGGUUUGCUUGUUCUCACACAAUAAUAACUUAUUUAGAACUGAGCAAGAUCAAAGUCCGACCAUCGCGAUAAUAACGAUUUGUAAUAUACAUCGAUAAUUUAAGAAAUAGUAAAUUCAAAUAUAAAAUAUGGACGACAAAAUUUUAGAAAAUUAUUUUAUUUUGUGACUACCGAGAGAGACAAGGAAAUCGGAUACUUUUAUAAAACAUGCAUAUUUGUAAUAACGAUUUAUAUCGCCAAACUUAAAAAUGCAUAAAUGUAUUAUAUAGUAAAUAUUCAAUAAUUAAUACUGCGGGAUAUACAAUGAACAAAUUUUGCAACCAAAUUUUAUGAGAAACAAAACUUCAUGGAAUAGCACAACUUAACUACUGUUACGGUUAAUUGUCUGAUACAUGUGAUAUUACAGUGAUUGUCUAGUCAUGAUGUAUCGAGCUUAAACCUCUCGCGAGCUUCUUCGGUAUGACAGUUUUGAAAGAGAAACACACACAGCUAAUGCAUUACACUGCCCGUAAACAAAUUUUAUUUACAGAAACUCGGUUAUCUCAAACAGACGCGGUAAUAAUUAUUCAAAUCAUCAUGCGGUACAUUUGUAAAAAUACAUCUUUUUCUAAUUUUUAUACAUCUGCGGGUUAAGUUACAAUAUACGGAACAUGUUCCUGUUUUAAAAUUGACCAUCUUACAACUUAGUUCUGCGACUAAGUGCGUGUCUCGACUUACUUUAGAGUACUUAUAAAUAAGAGAAAAGUGUGCGUCUUGUUAGGAAUAUUUUUGUGAUACUACUAACAAUAGCGUGAUAUGUAAUCCGCGAAAAAAAACUUAUCGCAUCUGCUGCUGUUGAACAAAAAUUGCGGAUACGUUACUUAUUUUAUAUGCAGACCAAUAAAAAUUAAUUCAUUCGAA
Molecule: messenger RNA, 2779 nt
Organism: Vollenhovia emeryi
Lineage: Eukaryota; Metazoa; Arthropoda; Insecta; Hymenoptera; Formicidae
Product: prostatic acid phosphatase-like
Exons: 7
Coding region: 230-1504 (424 amino acids)
Biological process (GO): dephosphorylation
Molecular function (GO): phosphatase activity
Source: RefSeq, a predicted model, not a curated record